AUGGGCGGGAAGCAAUCUCGCAGUUUCCCCAACAGGGAGAUCAAUGAGGUGAAUGUGAGUAAAAGGAGGAAGAGUGUUGAGAAAGACAACCAGCCCAGCCUGUCCUCGGCUGCUGAGAGGAUCCGCAGACACACCACGAUGCACUUUGGCUACAACACCCUCAGCCUGGCCAUGCGGGGGCUCGAUGGGACCCCCACUGAGCUGUGGGAGCUCCGAGAAUUGCAGAAGCUAAACUUGUCCAUGAACUGCCUGUGCUCUCUACCCUCUGCCCUGGGCACUCUGGACAAUCUGGUGGUCCUUAACCUGUGGGGUAACAACCUAUCCAGCCUGCCACCUGAGAUAGGUCUCCUGAAGAAGCUGCGGGUGCUUUUUGCCUGUCGUAACCGCCUGAGUGAGGUCCCAGAGGAGCUGGGCUCCUGCGCCUGCCUGGAGGUGCUCAGCCUUUCCAACAACCAGAUCACAGGCCUUCCUGGCAGCCUGGCAGCCAUGCACAAUCUGACAAAACUCAACCUUAGCCACAACCGCAUUGCUCACAUCCCCACCUGCGUCUACAGCAUGAAGGGCUUGGUCUUUCUCCACCUGGCUUGCAACCGUCUGGAGACCAUCGCGGAUCAGAUCCAGGACUUGGUUAACCUGAAGAUCCUCAUUGUGGAGGGGAACAGUAUCCACACGCUGCCAAAGACACUGUGCUUCUUGGAGUCUUUAGAACUCCUCAAUGUUGACUUUAAUGACCUGCAAAACGUGCCGGUGGAAAUGUACCUACUGAGCAGGCUUGGGAGGUUGGCCUGCCACCCGCUGGAUAAAGGACUUCACAUUGUUCACAAUCCCCUCCUCAAGCCCAUCCAGGAGGUGCUGCAAGGAGGACUCAGUGCUCUCUAUAACUACCUCAAGCCCUCAUGAGGGUCUACCACUGUUUGGUGUGUGGGUACAUCUGAGGGUGUGCGUGUGAAAGAGUGUGUCAAUAUGGGAUCGUGGCACCAAAUCUGACCCCUGGCACAUGAUAGUCAUGCUGUGAGCGCUUGUGUUAGUACUGAUUACAUUAAGAUGCUAGCACUCAAGACAAAUGACUGUUAUUCAGUAUUAAUGAUUAUACUUUCUGUUUUUUAUGUCAUAUAAAAGCCAGGUUAAAAAUAAAC
This is a messenger RNA of Scatophagus argus, 1136 nucleotides long. Its product is annotated as leucine-rich repeat-containing protein 30-like. Gene Ontology annotation, molecular function: protein binding. Bases 1 to 900 code for a protein of 299 amino acids. The record is from RefSeq and is a predicted model, not a curated record. The transcript has a single exon. Lineage: Eukaryota; Metazoa; Chordata; Actinopteri; Scatophagidae.